Molecule: messenger RNA, 957 nt
Organism: Mauremys reevesii (Reeves's turtle)
Lineage: Eukaryota; Metazoa; Chordata; Testudines; Geoemydidae
Gene: CH25H
Product: cholesterol 25-hydroxylase
Exons: 1
Coding region: 1-828 (275 amino acids)
Biological process (GO): cholesterol metabolic process; sterol biosynthetic process
Molecular function (GO): iron ion binding; steroid hydroxylase activity; C-4 methylsterol oxidase activity
Source: RefSeq, a predicted model, not a curated record
AUGAACUGCAGCGUGCACCACACAGUGCUGCUCAGUUACGGAAUGGAGAAGAGGCUAGACCCAGUCACUCUGCAGCUCUUCUGGGACUUUGUCAAAGCAAAGGAGCAAUUGCUGAAGUCACCUUACUUUCCAGUGCUGUUUUCUUUUACAGCUUACAUGACUUUCUGUCUUCCUUACAUUGCACUGGACUUCUUAAGCACUAAAGUACCAGCCGUGAGAAAAUACAAAAUCCAGCCUCUGAGUUAUCCAACUCUGGGAAUGAUGGUACCUUGUAUGAUUCAAUGUAUCUAUCAUCACAUUGUCUUUAUCUUCCCAGUGACAGUUGCUCAUUGGUACUGGAGACCAGUGGAUUUACCAGUAAUGGCUCCAGAGCUGCCGCGGGUCCUGCUGGAUGUAACUGUUUGCCUGCUUCUCUUUGACUUCCAGUAUUUUCUGUGGCAUUUGCUUCAUCAUAAGGUGCCUUGGCUCUACAAGACUUUUCACAAGGUUCAUCAUAAGCAUGUGUCUACCUUUGCUCUUACCACACAGUACUCAAGUGUUUGGGAGUUACUUUCACUGGGAUUUUUUGCUGCCAUAAAUCCAGUGUUGCUGAACUGCCAUCCUUUGACAGAAAUGAUUUUCUUCCUUGUUAAUAUCUGGCUGUCAGUGGAGGAUCAUUCAGGCUAUGAACUUCCAUGGUCAACAAACAGACUGAUGCCAUUUGGCUUGUAUGGAGGAGCUCCGCAUCACGAUCUCCAUCACCUGAAGUUCAAAUGUAACUAUGCUCCUUACUUCACUCACUGGGACAGACUAUUUGGAACACUUGCUCAGGCACGUUCACAACAAUAACAGGGAAUUUGUCUGUUACCUAGCUAAUUUUGUACAGCUAAUAAAAGUAUUUUUUUCAGAGCCACAGAAAUAUAUAUAUAUAUAUAUAGUUACGGAAUAUAUAAGUACACCUCUACCUCGAUGUAACGU